AUGGUUCAGUCGUGGAAUGGUGAAAUGAGAGGGAUCAAAGAGCAAGAUGCACUCGGAACACAGGAAAGUACAGUCGUCGUACACUCUUCUGAAGAAAGUCAUUCCGUGGUUAGAGAUCAUAGCGGCCAAGAGUCUUCGUCUUCCAUCCACGACCAUCAGACUGAAACAGCAAACGCUUCAGUGGAGGCGGGGCAAACGGAGCAAGCGCCGGUAGCUCUUCAAAGGAACGGUUCUGGUCGUCGUUCGUGGCCCGUCAAAACAUACGAUCACGUGAACAUCUCUCAACAAAAACUGAAAAUGCCUGAUAUUGAAAGCUUUGCUCACAACGGUAAUCUUCCUCAUCCGGAGAAGUUCGUUAGUGAAGAAAAUGCGGUCUUGAGGGAUUGGAAUCCACGAGCUCUUGUCAGAGCUUUGUAUGAGGUGUCGUACGAGCCCAGGGUGGAAACGAAACGAAAUCGUUUCGUCAGCAUGGAAGGUCACGUUGAGGUGCCAUCGGAUGAGACGUCUACCGUAGCUGAACUGGAAAGACACUGGAAACAACUGUAUAUGCGCACCAAGGAAGGAAGAUUACAGAUUUUUGUGUCUCAUUGUGCUGAUGAGGCGCCAGCUGAAGAAAUCGUACUCUCCGGUGUUGAUGUGGACGCAAACAGAGAUGAACGAACGCUUACCAUCCAUGGCGGGCGCGACCAUAUCAGAAUGACAUUACGCGUACAAUCAAAUGUAUUCGACAAAUGGCGACAUUCACUUCUUUCUCAUGCUGCUUCUUCUCAAAUUGAUGCCUAUGUUAAGCCGAUUCCGAAGACGUUCCAACAUCUUACUGAGUGGUUGUACUUGAAAUCGGUCGGUUCUAUUCGUGGGGUGUGUGCUAACGACGAACCCAGCCUUCCGCAGUCUUUCUUCCCUGCCAUCGCUGUACGCACAGAUGACGGUCGUAUUAUUGUUGGUGAAGAUGCUUAUGCGCCUGAGAUUCGCCACCAUGGUGAGUUCGUCCGUCCAAUUCAAGCCUUGGAUCCCAGUGUCGAACGAUACACAAUGGAUCGUGAGGUUGUGAAGGAGUGCAUGAAAAAGGGUGCUGCAAUCACGCGCCAACCGUCUCUGAUCCUUUACGCAUAUGAUGUGACCACCGGUGUAGUUGUCGACAUUGGAGAUCGUCUCAACAUUGUUCCCGUCAUUGAUGGUUACGUUGUCGAAUCAGCGAUCUGUUCAAUACCAUACGGAGCAACUCAAGUCCGAGAGGCCUUACGAACGACGUUGUGCUCGAAAAACAAAGGGCUGUAUUCAUUCCAGAGUCCCAUAGAGAAGCUUAUUCUGCGCUAUGUCCUAGAACAGACGAGCUACGUUCCGGACGACUAUACGAAGGAAGAGAAAACGUCAAAGGAAGUUAACAUAUCGCUGGAUCGAUUUGACCCUCUACCCGGCAUGCCAACGAAGUUCAGUAUCGAUAACUCACGGUUUCUGUGUACUGAAGGUUUGUUCCGUCCCAAGAAGUGGGGCCUCGACACAAAAGGCUUGCAUCAAUUAGUGCAUGAAGCGGUACAAAUGAGCCCAAUUGACAGCAGGAGGACUCUUUACAGAAACAUCUAUCUUGCUGGCGGAGCGUCGUUAAUGCCUGGUUUGGCCGAGAAAUUGGAGCAGGAACUUGCCGCCAUCGUACCGAAUUCCAUCCAUACACAGGUUCACAUCUCUCCGUGGAGGUACAACGCAGCGUAUUUGGGAGCGCAAAUAGUGGCGUCAGCGUCCACGUUCAGUGAUAGUUGUAUUUCACUCGAAAAUCUGCCAACGUUCCUAUCACAUCUACAGUCCUCUUGUUUUUGA
This is a messenger RNA of Ostertagia ostertagi, 1815 nucleotides long. Lineage: Eukaryota; Metazoa; Nematoda; Chromadorea; Rhabditida; Trichostrongylidae. The record is from the annotation of a GenBank genome assembly.